Molecule: messenger RNA, 1662 nt
Organism: Lactuca virosa
Lineage: Eukaryota; Viridiplantae; Streptophyta; Magnoliopsida; Asterales; Asteraceae
Source: the annotation of a GenBank genome assembly
AAAUCUUCAAAGCCAUGGCUCUAGUUCUGGCUCUCAUAAUCGUCAUAUCAAGUCUAUUUCUCCUUCGAUCUCUCUUUACAUAUUUGAAUAACACAUGGUGGACUCCACUUACCAUACAAAAGAUGAUGAAAUCACAAGGAAUCAAAGGUCUUCCAUUUACAUUUCCUCAUGGAAACACCAAAGUGAUCACAACCAUGAGAAACCAAUCCAUGAGCCAAUCCAUGGAUACAUCACAUGAUAUAUUUCCAAGAAUUCAGCCACACGUCUACUCCUGGAUCAAAACAUAUGGGAUGAAUUUUAUAAAUUGGCAUGGUUCGCAAGCACAACUUUUUGUUAAUGAACCGGAGCUUAUAAAGGAAAUAUUAAACAACCGAGAAGGAGCUUACCCUAAAAUGGACAUGGAAGGGUAUGCAAAGAAGUUAUUAGGUGAAGCUCUUAUAACUAACGAAGGUGAAAAAUGGGCAAAAGUUCGAAAACUUGCUAACCAUACUUUCCAUGCUGAGAGCUUGAAGAAUAUGAUUCCUGAGAUGAAUAGAAGCAUUGGGGAAAUGGUAGAGAAGUGGAAGGACUAUGAAGGUAAAGAAAUCGAUGUGCAUAAAGAAUUUGGGCUAGUAACAACUGAAGUGAUAUCUAGAACAGCUUUUGGUAGUAGUUAUGUUGAAGGGAAGCAUAUAUUUGAGAUGGUUGCAAAACUAACAGAAAUAACUGUUAGAAACAUCUACAAAUUACGCUUUCCAGGUAUUAGUUGGAUAAUGAAGACGAAUGAUGAAAUUGAAGCGGAAAAACUUGAAAAGGCGAUAAAGAGAUCGAUUCUAAACAUUGUAGAGAAAAGAAAGGCGGAUGCAGAUGAAGAUGCUGAUGAUUUUGGAAGUGAUUAUCUUGGACAACUUGUGAAAAUUGCUAAUGAUUUUAAUGAAAAGAAGAAGAUCACAAUAGAACAAAUGAUUGAUGAAAUCAAAGCGAUAUAUGGUGCUGGACAUCUUACAACCACAAACUUGCUUUCGUGGACUAUUUUCCUUUUAGCAACCAAUCAAGAAUGGCAAGAAAGUGUAAGAGAAGAAGUCCUUGAGUUAUUUGGUCGUGAAACCCCAACUUCAGAUGGCAUCGCAAGACUUAAAACUAUGAACAUGGUAAUCAAUGAGUCACUCAGGCUAUACCCUCCCGUGAUUACAAUGACAAGAAAAGUAGAGAGGGAGAUCAAACUAGGAAACCUUACUCUUCCUGCUAAAAUAAAUAUUUUCGUUUCAAUUCUUGCACUUCAUCACAAUGAAGAAAUAUGGGGAAAAGAUGUUCAUUGUUUUUUACCCGACAGAUUCGUAAAUGGUGUCGCGAAAGCUACCAAGAACAAUGUUGCAGCAUUUUUGCCUUUUGGGAUGGGGCCUAGAACUUGUGUUGGUUUAAAUUUUACUACAAAUGAAGCAAAGAUUGCACUUUCGAUGAUCUUGCAGCGUUAUAGGUUGAGUCUUUCGAGUAAUUAUGUUCAUUUUCCAGCUGAUGUGUUUAUACUUACCCCGAAGAAAGGUGUUCAAGUUAUUCUUCAUAAGGUUUGAAAGAUGAUUGGAGUUUGUUUGUGUUAUUAUGUGUUUUGAUUGUUAUGUUUGUAAGAUGUAAUUGUGUUUAUUGUUUAUUAAUAAGAAAGUGUUAUAACGAUUGGUGAUGAAA